UCUCUCUCUCUCUCUCUGUCUCUGUCUCUCUCUCUCUCUAUCGUUUUUUUUCUAUCCCUUUUUAUUCUCAUUUUUUCCAUGGAGGCAGAGAUCUUCACGUUUCGAAAUCCAUAAUCUCGGAAUCAACGAAGAACAGAUUGCUGGUUUGAGCUGAAUGCUACGUUGGAUAUCCGUUGGUUUUGACAAAAUAUUCUUGAAAGGGUGAGCCUCAUCUGGUAUGGAAGAGCCAGGCUGACUGUUUAGUAGUCAAAAGAGUACUUUGCAUGCCUUUGCAAUUUGUUCGAAUGAGAGAGUUGGCACCUCUACAGGCGUCAUGGCUCAACAGUCGUCUCGGUUACAUCGCCUGCUCACUCUUUUGGACACUGGUUCAACUCAAGCAACAAGGUUUGCCGCUGCACGGCAAAUUGGCGAUAUUGCAAAGUCACAUCCUCAGGACUUAAAUUCUCUCCUAAAAAAGGUUUCUCAAUAUCUUCGGAGUAAGAAUUGGGAUACCAGGGUUGCUGCUGCUCAUGCUGUGGGAGCAAUUGCCGAGAAUGUUAAGCACACAUCUCUGAAGGAAGUUUUUGCAUAUGUUGAAGCGGAGAUGAUGGAGGCUAGAAUUUCUGAUGCUACAAAAGACAUGGUGAUGGGAUGGUCAAAUUUUCUUCCGAAAACUGUAGCAGGCCUCUCUUUCAGAAGCUUUGACAUUGGAAAGGUGUUGGAAUUUGGUGCUCCAUUAUUGGCCUCUGUGGGACAGGAAUACGAUAUUGCAAAUGAUAAUAGCAAGAAUCCAGCAGAACGGAUAGCCCGCCAAAAGCAUCUUCUUCGCCGCCGUUUAGGUUUAGAUGUCUGUGAGUCAUUUAUGGAUGUCAAUGAUGUGAUCAGAGAUGAAGAUCUUAUCUUGCACAGGGUUCAUUCCCAUGAAAAUGGGACAAAUCAUGGAUACUAUGCAUCUCAGUCUGGGCAACACAUCCGUCAGCUGGUUGGGAAUAUGGUUCCGAGUUUUUUUUCCAGAAGAUUAAGUGCCAGGGAAAUGAAUCUGUUAAAACGGAAAGCCAAAGUAAAUGCAAAAGACCACCCAAAAGGAUGGUCCGAGGAUGAUGAUUCUGAAGUAUCAUUUUCUCAAAAUUCAGUAACACAAAAGGGAGCAUCCACCGACCAACUUAGUUUGAAUAAGGUGCUUACAGAUGCUUUUGUAGAUGAGGAAAGCUCUGAACAUGAUGGUAAUGGACGGUGGCCAUUCCGCCAUUUUGUUGAGCAACUCAUCCAUGAUAUGUUUGAUCCGAUUUGGGAGGUGCGCCAUGGUAGUAUUAUGGCUUUAAGAGAAAUUUUAACCCAUCAAGGUGCUUCUGCUGGAGUUUUUAUGCCUGACUUGGGCUCAGAAAGUUCUUGGGGUAGUGAAGUUGAAGAUAAACUUAAUUUGAAUUCCACAGCAAAGAGAGCAAGGGAAAUUGAUCUGAAUAUGCAAUUUUCUGUCAGUGAAUCUGAGCCAAGCAUGAAGAGGCCAAAGUCGGAAGAUUUUUCAAGUCCAUUCAUAAGCAGAGUGGCAUCUAGAGAAAAGGAGAAGUUGGAAGAUUUUUCAAGUCCACUCGAAAGCACAGUGGCCUCUGGAGACAAGGAGAUGGAUGUUGGUGUGUUCUUAAAGUUUGAAGAUGGUGCAUGGAGUUCAACUCCUGGGCUGGUUAAUGGUGGACUUACUGUUGCUCCUGGUAAGUUGGAGCCUGAUUCAUGUCUCGAUGGCUUUCAUUUUCAGUGUAAAGGGGAAGCUGGCAAUGCAGCUGAACAGAAAAUCUUCUUUGAAGAUGGGAGCUCUGACAUGAAGAAGCACUUGCUGACUAAUCUGCCUGAAGGUUGCAAACUGAUGAAAUCGAUCAAAGUUGCAAGGCAUUCAUGGAUUAAAAAUUGGGAAUUCCUUCAAGAUUGUGCUAUUCGCUUCCUUUGUGUACUAUCAUUAGAUCGUUUUGGAGAUUAUGUUUCUGAUCAGGUUGUUGCCCCUGUUCGGGAAACUUGUGCUCAAGCACUAGGUGCCACACUUAAGUACAUGCAUCCUUCACUAGUUCAUGAAACACUCAAUGUCUUACUACAGAUGCAGUGUAGACAAGAAUGGGAAAUUCGUCAUGGAAGCCUUUUGGGGAUCAAAUAUUUGGUUGCUGUUCGAAGGGAAAUGCUUCAAGAUUUACUUUCCUGUGUACUGCCUGCAUGUAGAGCUGGGCUUGCUGACCCUGACGAUGAUGUUAGAGCAGUUGCUGCUGAGGCCUUAAUACCGACUGCUGCAGCCAUUGUUUCUCUUAAGGGCCGAACGCUACAUUCAAUUGUUAUGCUAUUGUGGGAUAUUUUGCUUGAUUUGGAUGACCUGAGUCCAUCCACUAGUAGCGUGAUGAAUUUGUUGGCGGAAAUAUAUUCUCAGCCAGAGAUGGCUACAAAGAUGUUAGGGGCUUUAGCAUCGAUUGAGAAACAAGAAUUAGAUCUCAAUGUAGUUCAAGUUGAUGAACAAGGAGACGGGGUUAAGUAUGAGGAGAAUCCUUAUAUAUUAUCAACUCUCGCACCACGAUUGUGGCCAUUUAUGCGGCACAGCAUUACUUCAGUUCGCCAUGCAGCCAUACGCACUCUAGAGCGGCUGCUUGAAGCCAGCUGUGGGAAGAGCUCUGAACCCAUGGCUGGUAGUUUCUGGCCUGCCUCUAUUUUGGGAGAUACUCUUAGGAUUGUCUUUCAGAACUUGCUUUUGGAAUCAAAUGAGGAAAUUUUACUGUGCUCAGAGAGGGUGUGGAGACUCUUGGUUCAGUGUCCAGAGUCAGAUUUGGAAGCUGCAUCAAUUUCAUACAUUUCUUCUUGGAUAGAGCUUGCAACUACUCCAUAUGGCUCCCCCUUGGAUGCUACAAAAAUGUUUUGGCCAGUGGCGCUCCCUCGGAAAAGUCAUUUUAGGGCUGCUGCUAAGAUGAGAGCUGUGAAACUGGAGAAUGACUGUAACCAUAAUUUUGGUUUUGAUACGGUGAAGGACGCUCACUUGCUGGAAAGAAGUGAAGUUUCUAGCAAGUUCACUAAGAUAAUUGUUGGUGCAGACAGUGAAAAAUCAGUCACUCGUACACGAGUGGUUACAGCUACAGCCUUGGGUAUUUUGGCAUCUAAGUUGCCUGAGGCGUCUUUGCAAUUUGUUUUUGAUCCAUUGUGGAAGGACCUUACCUCAUUAUCUGGGGUCCAGCGACAGGUGGCCUCAAUGGUUCUUGUUGCUUGGUUCAGAGAGCUGAGAAGCAGGGUCCCCCCUGGAAUGCAUGCAAGUAUGCUUGGCUUUAUCAACCAUCUCAGACAAUGGUUGUUGGAUUUGUUAACUUGUACUGAUCCUUCAUUCCCGACAAAAGAUUCACUUCUUCCUUAUUCUGAGCUUUCUAGAACUUACACAAAGAUGCGUAGUGAGGCCAGUCUCUUGUUCCGCGUGGUUGAUUCAUCUGGCAUGUUUGCUAGUAUGUUGCCAACCAUUAACAUUAAUCUGGAUACUGUAACUAUUGAUGAUGCAAUCAGUUUCACAUCCAAAAUUGCACCACCAGUUGACCAUUCAACUGGGGAGGAAACUACAGAAAGGCACAUUGUUGAUGAUAUAGAGUCAGCAAAGCAACGACUUUUGUCAACUUCAGGCUAUUUAAAAUGCGUUCAGGGCAAUUUGCAUGUUACUGUCUCUGCCUUACUCGCUGCUGCAGUUGUCUGGAUGUCUGAGCUGCCGGCUAGGCUAAAUCCAAUCAUUUUGCCUUUGAUGGCUGCUGUCAAAAGAGAACAGGAGGAAAUACUGCAACAGAAAGCAGCAGAAGCACUAGCAGAGCUUGUUUUUCACUGUGUGGCACGUAGGCCAGGUCCGAAUGACAAGUUAAUUAAGAACCUUUGCAGUUUGACUUGCAUGGAUCCUUGUGAAACGCCCCAAGCUGCUCUACUUAGUUCUGCAGAGGUCAUUGAAGAUCAAGAUCUCCUUUCUUUUGGAAAAGCUACAGGUAAUCAGAAGACAAAGGCUCAAAUGCUCUCUUCUGGUGAAGACCGGUCAAGGGUUGAAGGUUUCAUAAGCAGACGUGGGUCGGAACUUGCAUUAAAGCAUUUGUGUGAGAAAUUUGGUGGUUCGUUAUUUGACAAGCUACCUAAACUGUGGGAUUGCCUUACUGAGGUUCUCAAGCCUGGUGGCACAGAAGGGUUGGUGCCUACAAAUGAAUGGAAAAUGACACAAACAAUUGACAGUCUCAAGGACCCACAAGCCUUGAUAAACAACAUCCAGGUAGUACAUUCUAUCGCACCAAUGGUGGAUGAGACGUUGAAGUCCAAAUUGCUGACACUUGUUCCAUGCAUAUUUGAAUGUGUGCGCCAUCACCAUGUUGCUGUUAGAUUAGCUGCUUCAAGAUGUAUUGCAUCAAUGGCCAAGUCAAUGACAAACUGUGUAAUGGGAGCUGUCAUUGAGAAAGUCAUUCCUAUGCUUGGGGAUUCCGAUUCUGUACAUUCCAGACAGGGUGCUGGCAUGCUUGUAAGUUUGCUUGUUCAAGGAUUGGGAGUAGAACUGGUUCCAUAUGCUCCUUUGCUAGUCGUUCCUCUUCUGGGGUGCAUGAGUGAUUGUGAUCAUGCUGUCAGACAGAGUGUGACACAUAGUUUUGCUGCCCUUGUACCUCUUCUGCCGUUAGCAAGGGGCCUCCCACCACCAGUAGGACUGUGUGAAACGUUAUCUAGAAACACAGAAGAUGCACAGUUUCUAGAGCAACUACUCGACAACUCUCAUAUCGACGAUUACAAGCUUUCUGCUGAGUUGAAAGUGACGCUGAGAAGGUAUCAGCAAGAGGGUAUAAAUUGGUUGUCUUUCUUGAAACGGUUCAAGCUUCAUGGAAUUCUAUGUGAUGACAUGGGACUCGGUAAAACUCUUCAAGCAUCUGCGAUUGUGGCAUCUGAUAUAGCAGAGCGACGUGCUUCCAACAACGGAAAGGACCCGCUAUCAUUAAUAAUCUGUCCUUCAACAUUAGUUGGACACUGGGCCUAUGAAAUAGAAAAGUACAUUGACAUCUCUGUAUUGAUUCCUCUCCAGUAUGUUGGUUCUGCGCAAGAGCGCACCUCACUUCGGGAUCAAUUUGAAAAGUAUAAUGUCAUAAUAACAUCAUACGAUGUUAUCCGUAAAGAUAUUGAUCAUCUUGGGCAGCUUAUUUGGAAUUACUGUAUUUUAGAUGAGGGACAUAUCAUCAAGAAUUCAAAGUCUAAAAUCACUGGUGCGGUAAAACAUUUGAAAGCUGAACACCGUCUUAUACUGAGUGGGACACCAGUUCAGAAUAAUGUGUUGGAGCUCUGGUCCCUCUUUGACUUUCUAAUGCCAGGGUUUCUUGGGACAGAAAGACAGUUCCAAGCAACUUAUGGCAAACCAUUACAAGCGGCUAAAGACUCUAAACGUUCUGCCAAGGAUGCUGAAGCAGGAGCUCUUGCUAUGGAAGCAUUGCACAAGCAGGUUAUGCCCUUCCUCCUCCGUCGAACCAAAGAUGAGGUUUUGUCUGAUCUGCCAGAGAAAAUUAUUCAGGACAGAUAUUGUGAUCUGAGCCCUGUCCAAUUAAAACUUUAUGAGCAGUUCUCCAGUUCGGAUGCUAGAAAAGAAAUCUCAACUAUGGUAAAUGUAGAUGGGAAACCAAUUACAGCAGAAGAAACAAGCCCUUCCCCAAAAGCAUCUUCGCACGUCUUCCAGGCACUUAAAUACUUGUUAAAGCUUUGUAGUCAUCCAUUGCUCGUCGUUGGUGAAAAGCCUCCUGAUUCCUUAAAGUCUGCUUUAUCAGAACUAAUCCCUGGCAGUGCUGACAUUUCAUCUCAACUUCAUGAACUGCACCACUCUCCCAAGUUGGUUGCUCUUCAAGAGAUACUGGAAGAGUGUGGAAUAGGUUUAGAUGCAUCUAGUGCUGAGGGUGCUGUCGGUGUUGGGCAGCACCGAGUUUUGAUAUUUGCUCAGCACAAAUCCUUUCUUGACAUAAUUGAAAGAGAUUUGUUCCAAACUCAUAUGAAAAGUGUCACAUACCUGAGGCUGGAUGGCUCCGUUGAACCAGAAAAACGUUUUGAAAUUGUGAAAUCUUUCAAUUCAGACCCUACUAUUGAUGUACUCCUUCUCACGACACAUGUCGGUGGACUUGGUUUGAAUCUGACAUCAGCUGACACACUCGUUUUCAUGGAGCAUGAUUGGAACCCAAUGAGAGAUCACCAGGCAAUGGACAGAGCCCAUAGGCUGGGCCAGCGAAAAGUCGUAAAUGUCCACCGUCUCAUCAUGCGGGGAACCUUGGAAGAGAGAGUUAUGAGCCUCCAAAGAUUCAAAGUGUCAGUUGCCAAUGCUGUCAUCAAUGCAGAGAAUGCCAGUAUGAAAACGAUGAAUACGGGCCAGUUGCUCGACUUAUUCACUCCUGUGCAGGCCAGCAAAAAGGGUACUUCCCAUUCCAAGAGUGCCAAUGGAAGCCUAGAUGAAGAUCCGAAGUCCAUGGGCGGAGGGAAGGGCCUGAAAGCCAUCCUCAAUGGGCUGGAUGAGCUUUGGGACCAAUCCCAGUACACUGAGGAAUACAACCUCAGCCAAUUCUUAGCAAAGCUCAACGGCUGAAAACUCGUCGCUGCCACCAGUGUACAAAGUGUAAAUUGGAAGAGGGAGUUUGUCGGCUCAAAGAUUUUGACAGUGAUCACAUCGUCCCCUGCUAAUUCUUUGUUUUUUGUAAAUGUUUAUUAUGUUACUGAGAAGCUGGCUAAAUUGCGGUGACUGGUCGCUCCAUGCGGGCCGGAGGGAAUUUUGAUCAUCCAUCAGCAAAAAGGUAUUGGAAAGCAAAUGUAUAAGUUUUGAAUAUUGUAUAUACCACCAGCUGCUCUCAUAAUUGAGUUCCCCAGUUCAUUGAAUCA
Molecule: messenger RNA, 6846 nt
Organism: Magnolia sinica
Lineage: Eukaryota; Viridiplantae; Streptophyta; Magnoliopsida; Magnoliales; Magnoliaceae
Product: TATA-binding protein-associated factor BTAF1
Exons: 29
Coding region: 314-6556 (2080 amino acids)
Molecular function (GO): DNA binding; ATP binding; TBP-class protein binding
Source: RefSeq, a predicted model, not a curated record